Messenger RNA from Rotaria socialis, 3627 nucleotides. NCBI's taxonomy places the organism in Eukaryota, Metazoa, Rotifera, Eurotatoria, Philodinida, Philodinidae. The record is from the annotation of a GenBank genome assembly.
AUGUAUACAAGAACUCGACGAAAAAAACGUACAACAAGUAUGGAAGCUACUACUGGAGAAAGAGAGGCUGAUGAAGAAGAUAAUAAUAAUGAUAGUCAAAUAUCCAAAGUAAAACAAGAUCAUGAUCGACAAAAAGAUUUACCAAAAACAAUUAAUCUUGUUGCUCCUGCUUCUUUAUCCAGCCUUGCCGUACCAAUUAGUAAUGAAAGUCAUGAUCAACCACAUCACUCAUCUGCUAUUCACAUUGCUCAUUUACUUCACGAAGCAAAUCUAUCGGAACUUAUUCCAGUAGAUUUAGUUAGUCAAUUCAAAUUUUUUCUUAAUGACCGUUCACAUCUCCAUAAUCAGAUCGAGUUUGUUCGAACGCAAUUUGAAAAACAAUAUAAUUCACUCAAAAAUCGUCUUGAUGAAACUGAAACAGAAAAUGAACGUCUAACUGCACAGCAUCGAUCGUCAACAAAACAACUUCUUCUAUAUAAAAAUCUUGUUGAGGACCAUGAAAAUACGAACUCAUCAACUAAAACAAAAGAUUAUCAACAAUUAAAAUUAACUAUCGAUGCUGUUUUAAAAGAAAAUGAACGUUUGUAUGCUGAAAUACAUGAUUUUAAAACAAGUGAUCCAGUUUAUGAACAAGUUCAAUUAUUAGAAACAGCUAAUAAACAUUUAAAACAAGAAUUAAUUCAUGCAACAAAUGAUAAUCAUCGUUUAAAACAGAUGAUUAAUAUUGAUGAAAUUAAACAAUUAAAAUUAAAACUUUCAAAGUCAACCGAUGAAUGUGAAAAAUUAAAAUUAUUAAAUAAAAAACUCAUUAAUGAAGUUCAAAUACGUCAACGUCAAUUGCAAACAUCAUCACCUAAACAGCUACGUGUUUAUCCUCAUUCACCAUCUCAACAACAACAACAACAAUUUCAACUUUCUCCAAUAUCACAACACUCAGCAAUCAGCCCACCAGCUUCAACUAUCGUUUCUAGACGUGUUAACGAAAACAUUUCACCAUUAACAAUCCAAAAUCUACGGCAAUUUGAAGUAGUAUCACAUUAUCCAGUGCCCAUUUCAUCAGCAUCAAGUGAUAUUGCUCAACUGAAAGAUCAUGUUCAUUUGUUAGAACAAAAAUUACAACAACGUGAGUAUGAAUUACAAACAUUACAAAUUGAGAUCGAAAAAGGUACAAGUUCAAUAAUGAGUUCAAUCGAAGACCUCUACAUAGCUUCAUCGUCUGUUUCGCCAUCUCAACAAUCUCCGUCAACACAUUUUGCCUUAGCCAAUGUAAAAAAUCAACCAACUAUUGAAGAAUUACAAAAUGAAUUGGAUCAAUUACAUGAUAAAUUAGAUGAACUAACACGUGAAAAUCAAAUGUUAAAAAAUCGUACUCAAGAAUUUGAUACAAUUUAUGAAGAAAAUGAAUAUCUUUAUGCAGAAAAAAGUCAAUGGAACGAAGAAAUAGAACGUACUCGUAUACGUGAAUUAGUACUUGAACAAGAAAUUCGUACACUAAAAGAACGUGAAAAAGAAUUUCUUGUCACAAAUGAUUCCAAUGCAAAUAAUUUAAGUGCAACACAAUCAAAAUUAAAAAUUGAUUGGCUACAUCAAACAAAUAAUCAAUUAGAACUUGAAAUAGUUCGUCUACGCGAGCAACUUGAUUUGCUAGCUAAAAAAUGCCAAGAAGUAAAGAAAGGAUCAAUUCACAAGGAUGAACAUUAUAAACAGCUAUUAGCUGCCGCAGAAGAUAAACAACAAUUACCUCAAGAAUUGGUUCGUUUAGAAAGAAUCAAGGUUGAAAUGGAAAGUCAAAUGGAAAAAGAAAGACAAGAUUAUCAAAAAACGAUUGCAGGAUUAGAAGAACAAACAGAGAAAAGAGAACAAAAAUAUAGUUCUCUUUAUGAAACAAUUCUCAAACUUCAAAAUGAUUACCGACAAAAAGAAUUAGAUUAUGUUCAACAAAUGGAGGAUGUCAUCAAACAACGUGAUGAACUUCAUGUCAAAGUUAAUUUACUUCAAAAUGAAUAUGAACAAAUUCAACAAGAAAAUAAAGCUCUUAAAGAAGAGAUAAAAUCAAAAGAUGAAAUAAAUCGCGAUCUUAAAUUAGCUGUAACAUCAUCAAAUAAUGAUACACAAACGAUAUAUAAUCAAUUACGUCAAUUAAAUACAAAUCUUACUGAUUUACAGCAUAAAUAUGAACGAGAUAUAGCUGAGCGUGAUAAACAAAUAGAGAUGUUACAAAAUGAUGAAAAGCAAAUUAUAUCAAAUUAUGACGGAGAUCUACUACACGCUCAUCAAACAAUAAUUCAAUUACAGCAUGAUAAUAAGCAAUAUUUAAAUCAAAUAGAAACAUAUCGAUCAAAUUGUGAUAAACUUCAAACUGAAGUUAAAGACAAACAACAUUUUCUGAAACAAAUACAAAACGAUUUAACCGAAAGAUCAGCAUUACAUAUUAAUAUUAAUAAUCAAUUAUCUCAAGAAAAUAAAGGACGAAUAGCAAAAAUAGCGGAAUUGGAACAGGCCGUAUCUGAAGAACAGAAACGCAAUGUUGAAUUACAACAAACAGUUCAAGCUUUAGAACUUGAAGUAAUGGAAUCUCGUGCUAUAGCAAAAGAAUCAUUAGAAAAAAGUCAAGAACUUGAAAGACGUUUUCAUGAAACAGAUAAAAAUUUUGAAGAAACAAUACGUACCCAAAUAAAUGAAACAGCAGAACCCACAAGACGUGAGUUAAAUUUAUUGAGAGCUGAAUUAGUAACUAAAUCUGAUCAAAUAACACGUUCACAACAUACAAUCGAAGAAGAAAAACUCAAACGACAAAGACUUGAAAUGAAAUUAAAACGAUUAAAAGAUGAAUAUGUUAAUAUUCGUAAAGAACUUUAUAAUCGCAUUGAAGAAAAUAAUACAUUACAGCACGAACUUGUUGAAUGUCGAUUUAAAAAUGAUUACAAUAUACAUGUUACAAAUCAAACAUUCAAUGCAUUAAAAACUCCAAAUGAAAAAGAACCAACAGCUGCUGUUCAACUUUAUUUAAAAGAAAAAUCAGAAAAUCAACAUUGGCAAUUAAAAUGUCGAACAUAUCAACAAAAAGUUGAGCAAUUACAAAAAAAUUAUGAAUUAACUAAAGAAAAGCAUAAACAACGCUUACAAGAAGAACGAGAAUUAUUCGAGCGCACUAAAAAUAAAUAUUUCGAGCAUCUUAAAAAUGUUCAAAGAGAUUUACAUGAGACACGGCAAUUACUUGAAAAAGAUACUGAAUUAAAACUUAAUCAAGAAUCAGCAUAUCAACAAUUGAUUGAUGAGCGGAGACAGCUACUUACGAGUAUGGUUGAUAAAGAUGCAAAAGUUCGUGAAAUGCGUCGGGAAAAUCUUCUGUUGACAUCGAAAAUUCAAUUACUCGAAGAUCAAAUGGAAAAUUUAAAUGAGCGUGUUGAUCGAACAUUACGCGAACGAAACCAACUUCGCCGAGAAAUUAAUAGUGUUCGAUUUGAUAGUAACAUUUGCAUCGAAGCAAGUACUCGUUCUUCGCCAAGUCCCUCUCCAUCCAGAGCUACUCAUAUUGAAUCUACGACAUGGAAUCAACCUGUUCAUCAUAAGGAAUCAUUUGGUUUUGCUAAUGAUCACCAAUGUGGAGCAUCGCCUGUUUCAUAA